GUUAACAGUCAUAUUUUAGUGUUUAUUUGUUGCAGCAUCUAUUACAUAUCUUAAAGACCCAAAUCCCAUAACUUCCCCUUUAAUAAUAUAUUCGGAGGCAUCAAGUCCUGAAGGUUAAAAGACAACAAAAGCCCUACAAGGGCAAUGAAGCUAUCAAAAUAAGAAGUAUGUUUCAUGGGCAACAUCACCACUCCUAGUAUUGAAAUUAUGCUUUCUUUGCUUAAGUACCUUGUUAUUUUUAUUCUUAUUUCUGUAAUAUACAGAAAUAAGGUUGUGGGUUGAAUUGGGUUGCCAAGAGAUGGUUGAAGUCCCAGCUUCCAGUGCCUGAGAAUGUGACCUUAUUGGGAAAUAGGGUCUUUGCAGAUGCAAUCCAGUUAAAAAGAGGUCACAAUGGAUUAGGGUGGGUCUUAAUCUAAUGACUAGUGUCCUUGUAAGAGGGACAUUUGGACACAGAAACACAGGGAAGAACACCAUGUGGAGAUGGAGGCAGGGAUUCGAGUGGUGCAUCUACAAGCCAAAGAAUGCCAAGGAUUGUCAGCAGCCACCAGAAGCUAAGAGAGAAGUAUGGAGAAGAUUCUCUGAGACCCCAAGAGACAACCAAUCCUGCUGCCUCUUUGAUUUCAGAUUUCUGGCCUCCAUAACUGUGAGACAAUAAAUUUCUGUUGUUUCAAGCCAUCCAAUUUGUAGUAUAGUGUUACGGCAGCCCUAAGAAACUAAAACACACACAUAUUCUAGCACACACACUUUCCAAUCUGAAAUAUAUUUUUCAGUGAGAUAAAGAAACAUGGCUUACUGUGGAAUUCUUUCUAGGUUCUCAACAUUCACUCUGAAGUCAAGGUACUAGAAAAGUCUGACGUAAAAUUUCAAGAGUGCCUUGUUUCAGGUUUUCCUCCUUGACUGGCCUAGGAAAUCCGGAGUUUAUUUUUGUGAGGCAGGGACUCUAGCCAUAUACAUUAUUUAAUUUUCUCUAAAUGAAGGAGGCCCUGCGUUAUAAGUUUAGCUUCCAGGGAGAGUGCAGAAAGUGAUGGCAGCCAACACUUUAUCAGGAGCCUGAACUGGUGGUGUUGAUAUUUAAUGCCAGUAGGCUCCAUCAUUGCUGCAAUACAUCUGGCAUCCUCAGAAUAACUCCAGUUGGGGCUAAGGGAUAAAAUAAAAGACUUCAACAACCUUUAUAUCCGUAUUUCUGAUGUUUUAUCUGCUACUUCAAAUUCUCCUUGGAUAAAGGUGGAAUAAAAUAAUAGAAACUGGAACUAAUAGGCAAAAAGACAACCUAGCCAAAAAAGGAAGAGAUUUUCUUCACUAAAAGGCCCUAGUGCACGCUGAAACGCUGUGACAAGACACACCAAACACCUGCAUUUGCCUUGCAAAUUCCAACUUCUGUGCUUGGCAUUUUUCUCUUAAGGCAAGGCAAAGCACCACACUGCGCAGGCGCCCGCGUCGGUGUGCCCUGGGAGGAUUCCGGCGCAGGCGCGCGGGCCACGAAGUGGGCGGGCUCGCGCGCGUGCUCCGCGGUUCACUUCCGGCCGACGCCGGCCCCUCCCCCUCCCCCCGCGUUGCCUCCUCCCUCUCUCCCUUCUCCUCCCCAGUCUGCCCCAACUCUUCCCCACCCCUAGCGCUCUCCGCCUCGCUCGCCUCCUGCCCUUCCCCUCCCGCUCCAUCCGGGUCGCUGACGGCUGGCUCUGGGCUAGAGAGCAGUGGCGGCUGCUUUUCUCUGAGGAACCCGGUAAAGUUUCACAGGAGCCGAGGAGGUGAGCCGCGGAGCAGCUUCACCGACGCCGGAGGAGCUCUGGUGUUCGCAGCCACUGGCUGAAGGAGGAGGGUCCGGGAGCUGGAGACCUGUCUCAGCUGCUGCGCUGCCUCCCUCUUGCGGGAGGCGCCGCCCCCAGCCGCCCUGGGCUUCCCCUGCCUUGAGGGGCCGGGUGAGUCGUUGCCCCGACAUAGGGAUACCUCCAACUUGCCAGUGUUUCAGAAGGGAGUGUUUUAUUGAAACUGGAAGACCAAAAGAAUUACAAACAUGUUGUGCUGGGGAAAUGCAUCUUUUGGACAGCUAGGUUUGGGUGGAAUUGAUGAAGAAAUUGUACUAGAGCCCAGAAAAAGUGACUUUUUUAUAAAUAAAAAGGUUCGAGAUGUAGGAUGUGGACUCAGACAUACUGUAUUUGUUCUGGAUGAUGGAACGGUAUACACAUGUGGAUGUAAUGAUCUAGGGCAGCUAGGUCAUGAAAAAUCGAGAAAGAAACCAGAGCAGGUUGUUGCGCUGGAUGCUCAAAAUAUCGUUGCUGUUUCAUGUGGAGAAGCUCAUACAUUAGCACUAAACGACAAGGGCCAGGUGUAUGCUUGGGGUCUCGAUUCUGAUGGACAGCUUGGCCUGCUAGGAUCAGAGGAAUGUAUCAGAGUACCCAGAAAUAUUAAAAGUUUGUCGGAUAUCCAGAUAGUACAGGUUGCUUGUGGCUACUACCAUUCACUUGCACUUUCUAAAGCAAGUGAAGUCUUCUGUUGGGGACAGAAUAAAUAUGGCCAGUUGGGUUUAGGCAUUGACUGUAAAAAGCAAGCUUCACCACAACUGAUUAAGUCUUUACUUGGAAUCCCUUUCAUGCAAGUUGCAGCAGGAGGAGCCCAUAGUUUUGUACUCACCCUUUCUGGAGCUAUCUUUGGAUGGGGACGCAACAAAUUUGGUCAACUAGGUCUUAAUGAUGAAAAUGAUAGGUAUGUUCCUAAUUUACUAAAGUCACUAAGAACUCAGAAAAUAGUUUAUAUUUGUUGUGGAGAAGAUCACACUGCUGCACUAACCAAGGAAGGUGGAGUGUUUACUUUCGGAGCUGGAGGGUAUGGUCAGUUGGGUCAUAACUCUACCAGUCAUGAAAUAAACCCAAGGAAAGUGUUUGAACUUAUGGGAAGCAUUGUCACUCAGAUUGCUUGUGGAAGGCAGCACACUUCUGCUUUUGUUCCUUCAUCAGGACGAAUUUAUUCUUUUGGACUUGGUGGUAAUGGACAGCUAGGAACUGGUUCAACAAGCAACAGAAAAAGUCCUUUCACUGUGAAAGGAAAUUGGUUCCCUUAUAAUGGACAGUGUCCACCAGAUUUUGAUUCUGAAGAAUAUUUCUGUGUAAAAAGAAUUUUCUCAGGUGGAGAUCAAAGCUUUUCACAUUACUCUAAUCCCCAGAACUGUGGGCCACCAGAUGACUUUAGAUAUCCUGAUCCUUCGAAGCAGAUAUGGACUGUGAAUGAAGCUCUAAUUCAAAAAUGGCUGAGCUACCCCUCUGGAAGAUUUCCUGUAGAGAUAGCCAAUGAAAUAGAUGGAACGUUUUCUUCGUCUGGUUGUCUAAAUGGAAGUUUUUUAGCUGUUAGCAAUGAUGAUCACUAUAGAACAGGCACCAGAUUUUCAGGGGUUGAUAUGAAUGCUGCUAGGCUUUUAUUCCACAAACUUAUACAAUCUGAUCAUCCUCAGAUAUCUCAGCAGGUGGCAGCGAGCUUGGAAAAGAAUCUUAUUCCUAAACUGACUAGCUCCUUACCUGAUGUUGAAGCAUUGAGAUUUUAUCUUACUCUACCAGAAUGUCCCCUGAUGAGUGAUUCCAACAAUUUCACCACAAUAGCAAUUCCCUUUGGUACAGCUCUUGUGAACCUAGAAAAGGCACCACUGAAAGUACUUGAAAACUGGUGGUCAGUACUUGAACCUCCACUAUUCCUCAAGAUUGUAGAACUUUUUAAGGAGGUUGUGGUACAUCUUUUGAAACUCUACAAGAUCGGCAUUCCCCCUUCUGAAAGAAGAAUUUUCAACAGUUUUCUUCAUACCGCAUUAAAGGUUUUAGAAAUAUUACAUAGGGUAAAUGAGAAAACUGGACAGAUUAUACAAUAUGAUAAAUUUUAUAUACAUGAAGUACAAGAAUUGAUAGACAUACGGAAUGAUUAUAUCAACUGGGUCCAACAGCAGGCCUAUGGAAUGGAUGUCAACCAUGGAUUAACUGAGUUGGCAGAUAUCCCUGUUACAAUCUGCACAUAUCCAUUUGUAUUUGACGCCCAAGCAAAAACUACUCUGUUACAAACAGAUGCAGUCUUACAGAUGCAGAUGGCUAUUGACCAGGCCCACAGACAGAAUGUCUCCUCUCUUUUUCUCCCAGUGAUUGAAUCUGUGAAUCCUUGCUUAAUUCUAGUGGUACGUAGAGAAAAUAUAGUAGGAGAUGCAAUGGAAGUCCUUAGGAAAACAAAGAAUAUAGACUACAAAAAGCCACUCAAGGUUAUAUUUGUUGGAGAAGAUGCUGUUGAUGCAGGAGGGGUACGCAAAGAAUUUUUCUUGCUCAUCAUGAGGGAAUUAUUGGAUCCUAAAUAUGGCAUGUUUAGGUAUUAUGAAGAUUCCAGGCUCAUUUGGUUUUCUGAUAAGACAUUUGAAGACAGUGAUUUGUUCCACUUGAUUGGUGUUAUCUGUGGAUUAGCAAUUUAUAAUUUUACUAUUGUGGACCUCCAUUUUCCUUUGGCUUUGUAUAAGAAACUGCUAAAAAAGAAGCCAUCUCUGGAUGAUUUGAAAGAACUAAUGCCUGAUGUUGGGAGAAGCAUGCAACAGUUACUGGAUUAUCCAGAAGAUGAUGUUGAGGAAACAUUUUGUCUUAAUUUUACGAUCACAGUUGAAAACUUUGGUGCAACAGAAGUGAAAGAACUGGUUCUAAAUGGUGCAGACACAGCUGUUAACAAACAAAAUCGGCAGGAGUUUGUUGAUGCUUAUGUGGAUUACAUAUUCAGUAAAUCAGUGGCUUCCUUAUUUGAUGCUUUUCAUGCGGGCUUUCAUAAGGUCUGUGGAGGAAAAGUCCUUCAGCUCUUCCAGCCUAAUGAACUACAAGCAAUGGUUAUUGGAAAUACAAAUUAUGACUGGAAGGAACUGGAAAAGAAUACAGAAUACAAAGGAGAAUAUUGGGCAGAACAUCCUACAAUAAAAAUGUUUUGGGAAGUAUUUCACGAAUUACCAUUGGAAAAGAAAAAGCAAUUUUUGUUAUUUUUGACAGGUAGUGAUCGCAUUCCUAUUCUUGGUAUGAAGAGUCUAAUACUAGUCAUCCAGUCAACAGGAGGUGGUGAGGAAUAUCUCCCAGUUUCCCAUACCUGUUUUAAUCUUCUGGAUCUUCCAAAAUACACGGACAAAGAAACUCUACGCUCUAAACUGAUCCAAGCUAUUGACCACAAUGAAGGUUUCAGUUUAAUAUAACUUUGGAGUUAUAACUAUUCAGUUUACUGCAAAAGCAUUAAACUAUUAGUGUGUUUUUUUGUGGUGAUGAAUCCAGCAAGGUGACAGAGGUACUAUUAUAAUUCUUACUUGCAAAAUGUUCAAUGCAAUGAGUAUUCAUGAAAGCCAAAAAACAUUAAAGGAAAUGAACAAACUGUGUUAAUAUUAAACUUACUGUACAGAACCAUGGAUUUUUUUUUUGCCAUCUUCCAAUAAACAUACAAGUAUUGUGAAUACAUGGAAGUUUUACUAACAUGAAUUUUAAGAGUUUGCAUAUUUCACAAAUGAUCUGGUGUGUGAGUGCAUGAAAAUGUUGCUUAAUUUUUCUUCAAUCACGGCUCAAAAACCUUUAACUUUGGCCUGCAAUAGUCAUUUGAUUAUUUUUUCAUUUUGUAAAUACUGUUAAGUUUUGUAAUAAAAUAGUUAUGUUCUGAUACCA
Molecule: messenger RNA, 5645 nt
Organism: Orcinus orca (killer whale)
Lineage: Eukaryota; Metazoa; Chordata; Mammalia; Artiodactyla; Delphinidae
Gene: HERC4
Product: HECT and RLD domain containing E3 ubiquitin protein ligase 4
Exons: 25
Coding region: 2015-5188 (1057 amino acids)
Biological process (GO): protein ubiquitination; ubiquitin-dependent protein catabolic process
Cellular component (GO): cytoplasm
Molecular function (GO): ubiquitin protein ligase activity
Source: RefSeq, a predicted model, not a curated record